CGCCCGACUGCGCCGCUGCCUGCCUCGCCAUGGGUCGACAGAAGGAGUUGAUGAAUCGUUGCGGGGAGAUGCUCCAUAUCCGCUACCGGCUGCUUCGCCAGGCGCUGGCGGAGUGCCUGGGGACCCUCAUCCUUGUGAUGUUUGGCUGUGGCUCCGUGGCUCAGGUGGUGCUCAGCCGCGGCACCCAUGGCGGCUUCCUCACCAUCAACUUGGCUUUUGGCUUCGCUGUCACCCUCGCCAUCUUGGUGGCUGGCCAAGUGUCUGGAGCCCACCUGAAUCCUGCUGUGACCUUUGCAAUGUGCUUCCUGGCACGAGAGCCCUGGGUCAAGCUGCCCAUCUACACACUAGCACAGACGCUGGGGGCCUUCUUGGGUGCUGGGAUUAUUUUUGGCCUGUACUAUGAUGCAAUCUUGGCCUUUGCCAACAACCAGCUUAUCGUCUCCGGCCCCAAUGGCACAGCUGGUAUCUUUGCCACCUACCCCUCUGGGCACUUGGACAUGGUCAAUGGCUUCUUUGAUCAGUUCAUAGGCACAGCCGCUCUUAUCGUGUGUGUUCUGGCCAUUGUUGACCCUUAUAACAACCCUGUGCCCCGUGGCCUGGAGGCCUUCACUGUGGGCUUUGUGGUCCUGGUCAUUGGAACCUCCAUGGGCUUCAACUCUGGCUAUGCUGUCAACCCGGCCCGUGACUUUGGACCCCGCCUUUUCACUGCCCUGGCUGGCUGGGGCUCAGAAGUCUUCACGACUGGCCGUCACUGGUGGUGGGUACCCAUCGUCUCUCCACUCCUUGGAUCCAUUUGUGGUGUCUUUGUGUACCAGCUCAUGAUUGGUUGCCACCUGGAGCAGCCCCCACCCUCCACUGAGGCAGAGAAUGUGAAGCUGGCCCACAUGAAGCACAAGGAACAGAUCUGAGUGGGCAGCAGCCACCCCCACCCCCUGUUCACUCUCUUGAGUGUCCACUGACUGUGGGGGGCCACUCUCUAAAAAACCCCUUGUGAUGCCUCUCCAGGCUAAAACUCUCCCUGUAUCCACCCCUGCUGAAUGGCCCCUCCAGAAUUUCUACUGAACUCUGCCCAUUAGGGCAUUAGGUUCCCACCCUUAAGCCAAGGUAGGAAUAGCAAGUAAGACCAAACAUCAUCCUUUUGUUUUCCAAAAGGAAGAGGAUGGAGAGAGAGAGAGAGAGAGAGAUGGAGAGAGAGAGAGAGAGAGAGAGAGAGCGAGCGAGCACAUGUGUAAAUGUGUGUUGGUGUGCUGUUUUCUAGGCUGAAUGUGAGGGCAAGGGACCAAGUUUUCAAAACAAACUCAAGGGAGCCCAGGGGAAUGGAGAAAAUGAGUCAGGAAAGUGCCAGAGUGUGCAUGCCUCAGAGACUCCAUAGGGAGGUGGGCCCAGAAGUGUGUUUCUAAGUAUGUGAGUGUCCGUUUAUUUGAAAUGGACUUCUAGGCUUGGGGAGGGGGCAGGGAUAAGAGGGGUGUAGCUCACAUCUGGAGCUAUGAUCCUUGACUAGGGGCUGUGUAAUAUGUUUCUGUUAUAAGAUAGACAUUGGGAGGGGCUGAGGUCCAGGUUGUAAGUUUCAUAAUUUUUUUAAAUAUAUAAAUAUAUACAUACAUAUAUGUUACAGUUUUAGGACUAGGGGUGGGAAACUCCACUUUUUAAGAGGGUUUUACUUCCUUUAAUCCUCCAAUCAACAAUGUACUGUUGCCUUUUAUAUGAAAAAAAUAAAAUGUAUACAUGUGACAGCAA
Arvicanthis niloticus (Nile rat) is the source of this 1737-nucleotide messenger RNA. It is a transcript of the gene Aqp3, whose product is annotated as aquaporin 3 (Gill blood group). The record is from RefSeq and is a predicted model, not a curated record. Lineage: Eukaryota; Metazoa; Chordata; Mammalia; Rodentia; Muridae. Gene Ontology annotation, cellular component: basolateral plasma membrane; plasma membrane. Gene Ontology annotation, molecular function: glycerol channel activity; urea transmembrane transporter activity; water channel activity. Gene Ontology annotation, biological process: water transport; glycerol transmembrane transport.